GCCACGCGUAGAUUAUAGGAAGUAGUUUGAAUUUACACGAAGUAAACACAGCAGGGACAAAUGCUGCUCAGUGUCCAGCGACAUUUCAAAGAAUGGGCGUGAAGGGUCUACAGUACUUCAUUGACCGCUGCUGUCCAGAAGCCUGUGUGACAGUGAACCUGAGAGAGAUGGCCAGACAGCAGCAGGCCUCCACAACCGCACCUCACACCAGCAACCCCACACUUGUUGUGGAUGGUAUGGCCUGCUUGCGCCACUGGUAUUCAUGUAAGGACUGGGCAUGUGGGGGCCAGUGGAGGGAGUACUUGGAUAUCCUAAAGAGAUGGGUUGAGGCAUUUACGUCUGCAGGCAUCCGACUGGUCUUUUUCUUUGAUGGAGUAGUGGAGGAGCAGAAGAGGCAAGAGUGGGUGAAGAGGAGACGCAGAGUGAACGGGGAGAUUUCAAAGAUAUUUCGUCACAUAAAAGAGCAUGGAGAUCAGCCGGGUAGAGAGCUUUUUUGUCUGCCCUCAGGUUUGGCGACAUUCACACCCUUUGCUCUCAGGUCAUUAGGUCAGGAAGUGUUUUGCUCAGUGCGGGAGGCAGACUAUGAGAUUGCCAGCUAUGCUCGCCAACAUGGCAGCGUGGGUAUUCUGGGAGAGGAUUCAGACUUCAUCAUAUAUGACAGUGCCCCUUAUUUGUCUGUGGCAAAGCUGCGGAUAAACAGCCUCACCACUGUCAUGUACGACCGACAGAGGCUCUGCCAAACCAUUGGACUGGCUGUUACCCAGCUACCACUGCUGGCCUGUCUCCUGGGUAAUGAUGUGGUGUCAGAGGAGAAGAUGCGUGAUGUCAGGAACAAUGCGAUGGCAGCUUACAGGAAAAACAGUCCCGCACCACAUUAUGGUGCUCCGCAGGGGCAGGUGGUGCUAGCAGUGUCCCAGCUUGUGAGCUCUCUGUGGAGUACAGAGGACGAGGAAACUGAACUGGUCCCACAGUCUCUGAAUCUCUCGGCUCCUCGUAGAGAGCUACUGAAGAAAGGCGUUUGCUUAUACACACUACCUGGACAGAAACGUCCCGAGCUGUGUGAAAUCUCCUCACUUCCCUCUGCUUUUGAAAAAUAUGUUAGUCCAGAAAUUCUAAAGGCAUGUAGAGAGAAGCAUGCAGCAGCAGAGGGUUUCAUGGUUUACACUGUCUUGUGUGUGGGUGUCACUGAGUGUAGCAACACUCUGGAGGAUGAGGAGGACACCGAGUUAGUGCCUCAGGCCCUCGUCUACAAGCCCUGCAGACAACUCAUCUAUGGUCUCCUCCUUCUGCUUGGUCACAGUGGAAGGAUUGUGGACCCUCCAGCAAUCAGGGAAUGGUUUGUCUUCCCCAGAAACCCUUUGAAGGAACCUGAUAUAGUCCACCCUCUCCCAGUCAGCCUGCCAUGUGAUCAACCCAGUCUGGACUUGUUAUGGUUUAGCACAGGUCCUGACGUGGCUGCUCUUCGCCUGACAGCCUUCCUCACAAUUUUUGGCUGUCCUGAGUUUUCGGAGCUGCAUGGAGUUAUUGAAGACUCUCUCCUGGCUGCUCUCUGCCUGGUCACAUAUUUAGUCCUACAGGUACAAACUUUAUCUCUAGAAGACGUGGAUUCCUACCUGAGUCAAGCUGUGUGUCUGAGACUGAAAUCCUCUCAGGAGCUUCAACAGAUCGAGCUGCCUUUGUUUUCGAGUCGUGCGGUGCAGUUGGGAUCUCUGUACGUCCGAGGGCUGAGCCACCUGCUGGGUGCUAACUGUGCCAGCGGCUGCCCGCUGCCCAGCGCUGCUCUAAUGCCCUGGCACAGCUUCGAUGGACGGCUGUUCCACUCAAAGUACCUGCUGGCACACAGCGGCACAGAGAAAACUGAGCUGCUGGACCACGAUUCGUCCAUCCUGUCUCUGUUCCUCCAGUUAAGGGAGAAACUUACAGAAACUUGCAACAAGAGAGGCAGAGUCCUGCAGUCCAGACCCAACGCACCACAGUCACGUCCUAAAACCACAACACAAUCCGGAUACAGAGACAGACACUCAGGUUGGGCUCCCAGUGGUGGUACGUGUUGGAGGGAAAGAGAGGAGACGACGGGUGGCCAUUGGCGUGGACGGGGACGGAGAGGGCGAGAGGAAGAAACAGAAGCUCGAAGAGAAUAUGAAAACACAGACGGGCCAUGGGCGAGAGGAGGACACAGAGAAGGAGGUCGUCAUUUUCACUCAUUUUAUCCUGACGACCACGAUCGAGGAAAUCAGAACACAAGACGCCCUCCGAAGCCCAGAGGUCGAGCGUAUAACAACAGAGGGAAAUACCAGCUAGCUCCGAGAUGGCCGCAACCUCCAGCUCCAGGAACGUAACUCGACAAGGAUUAGAGGGGAGGACUUUGGCAGUUAAGAGGAUGGGAAAGACACGGUGAAAGAAGAGGAGGAAUCUAAUUUCUCUGAACAAACUGCUUAGUGAAUGAGCUGUCAGGAGUAUUUGUCCAAAGGAUGCAGGAGGUAAAUGAAAGGGGAUUUAGAGAGGGAGGAAUGAAGAGGUUUGGAAUGUGUCUGACGUUUCAUUUGUCAGUUUCAUCCGUCACCAGCCUCCGCUUAAUCUCAGGAAAACCUGUUUUACUAUUACACAAAAUGAACAGCAUGAAGCCAUCAAACAAGCAGUAAAUGAGACGCUUCCAUCUUACAUCUGAGAGGUGGAUUAACAGGUAACCCUUGAGGCUGUUUUCAUGUCUUAUCUCAAACAAUAAAAAGGCGAAGAUCUUAAAAGCUGUUUGUGUACAGUGCCUUAAUCCUUUCAAAGGAAUGGGAUUAACUAGAGAAACAGUAAUACUGGUAUCAAAUAUCAAAUGAGAUGGGACAUCAGUGGCACACGGCUUCAUACAGUUCAGUAAUGGGAUACCAUAGGUGAGGUGUGAGAAACAAAGCGAGGCCACUGGAGUGGCUGUUUUUAAGACACGUACUGCUGUUGGUUUGCUCUAAUGGUUAUUAAUGGAGAAAUAUGGAAAACUCUUGGAGAAGCUUUCAGAAAGUGGGUUGUAGCAAAGCAAAGGUCUUGACAGUCGUGUGAUUCUUUAAUCAGAUUUAAAUUUCUCUUAAUGCCAGCACGGUUUUCCAGUUUUAGACCUUGUGUAUGUAGGAUUUAACAAAUGACCUGUGAACAUGAACAUGCAAUUUGUUCUAAAGAUCUCAGGGCUGCUGGUGCUCCUCUGAGACAUCACUGCACUGUGGUGAAGCUGACCUCUCAGGGCUUAUUUGCACCACUUAGAAACAGCUUAAAGUAUUUUCCCACUCAGUGAGAAUACCAUCAUCAGUACUGAGUGUGUGCAGAUCAAAUUGCUGUUGCAUCUGUGUGUGUGUGUGUGUCUGUGUGUGUGAAGUUGUUGAGGAAUGUAUAGUCAGCUUGCCCACCUUCCUGUAGGACCAUAAUUGUUGUAAAACCCAGCAGAGAGGAAAAGGAUGCAGAGAAAGUUCCCCAGGCCUGAGUGCUCUCAUUCCUGUGUGUGUGCAUUCAUGUGCUCAUAAGCAGAUCAUAAAAGAAGCGUGAUGUUACUCAGUAAAUGGAAACAAAUAGAAGGAAAUCGAAGUAUAGAUACACAAGCUCAAUCCAUUUCGUAUUCAGAUUACUACUGUGAACAGUGUGUUUUAAGGAAACCGACUGACGGUAAUAAAGGUGCGAUAAAUUGUGCUACCUUGUUUUAAAGCCUAUGGGACAUAUGGGUCAAAGAUUAUGUGUACAUACACAAGAAACCUUAGUCAAGAUUUCAAAACCUUUGGGUCUUGCAUGUGGGCUAGAUCGGAGAUGUCAAACACAAGGCCCGGGAGCCAGAACUGGCCCAGCACAGAGAUCAAUCUGGACUGAACAAUAUAAAUCUUGUGAAUUUAACUUUAUUUUAGUAGGUUUUACAUCUUUUCCUCCCUCAUGGCCAACUUUCACUACACCAAAGAAAUUAAGUAAUAGAUAAACAAUUAAAUGACAGAACAAAACCU
This is a messenger RNA of Pelmatolapia mariae (spotted tilapia), 3965 nucleotides long. RefSeq names its product family with sequence similarity 120 member B (gene fam120b). Bases 93 to 2339 code for a protein of 748 amino acids. NCBI's taxonomy places the organism in Eukaryota, Metazoa, Chordata, Actinopteri, Cichliformes, Cichlidae. The record is from RefSeq and is a predicted model, not a curated record. Gene Ontology annotation, cellular component: nucleus. The transcript is spliced from 15 exons.